GCCUACAUAAAACUACAUUAGAAUUUUUCCUUCGUAUGGAUUGUGUGCAUAAGUCCAACCUCGCAAUUCCUACCAUUCAUUUGCAAUAACAAUGACACCAUUGGGCCUUCCUGUUGGAGACAGUGAUCAGGAGACAUGUGCCCAUCCCUAUACUAAUUCCAUACCAUGGCAGACAUGGACCCCUCCUCCCCAAUUCCACUAGCCAUAUACACAAAUGGGAUGGGGGUGUCAAUGGGCCACUUCAAAGGGUGCUUAUGGGACUCCUGGUUCCUCUCACUUUUAAUGAAAUCCACCCCACCCACUGGGCCACAGGCCCCACCUCUUCACAGUUUUUUACCUUGACUUCCUGAAACUGCAGUGAAAUUCCAGAGCCUUAAGUCUCAGACUCAGCCAGGGUCUCAAGUCACCUCAGCUUUCUCAAAGGAGUAGCAGCAAGGACAAGUCAGGAAACUUACGGGUACAUCUGUUCACAGAGGGUGGAGAGACAUUACUGGACCAAACCAAUGGAGUAGCAGUUGAACCUGAACAUCACUUCCUCUAGUCCACUUCAACAGGAAAUAAUCUGCUGAAGAGGUUUUGAACACAUACACCUUCUCUUCAGAGUCUGCAGCAAACGCUGUGAAUACAACUGAGAUCACUGGGCCCAAGGGAAUGCAAUAUAUCACUGACCUAAGGCACUCAUCCAGCAUGACCUCGUCCUCCUCAUCCUCCACAGCCAGAGCAGCUGAGCCUUAUCACCAAGGCAACAUCAGAAUGACCCUGGAGAACUCUGACCUGUGGAAGUCCUUCCAUCACCUGGGGACGGAGAUGAUUAUUACGAAACCUGGCAGGAGAAUGUUCCCACACUGCAACAUUAGUGUAUCAGGAUUGUCUCCUUACACAAACUAUUUAAUUAUAGUGGAUAUGGUUCCUGUGGACAACUUUAGGUAUAAGUGGAAUAAAGAUCAGUGGGAGGUGGCAGGUAAGGCAGAGCCGCAGCCCCCCUGCAGGACUUAUGUACACCCAGACUCCCCUGCACCAGGAAGCCACUGGAUGAAGCAGUCCAUCUCCCUCCUCAAACUCAAGCUUACCAACAACACACUGGACCCUAAUGGCCAUAUUAUCUUGCACUCCAUGCAUCAGUACCAGCCGCGCUUCCACGUGGUCCAGGCAGAUGACCUGUACAGUGUCCACUGGGCGCCGUUCCAGACCUUCAGCUUCACAGAGACCUGCUUCACUGCCGUCACUGCCUACCAGAAUAGCAAGAUCACAAAGCUGAAGAUCGACCAUAACCCCUUUGCCAAAGGAUUCAGAGAGGAGGGGACCCAUGGAAAAAGAUUCCGUGCUCACAAGGGUCAAACCUGUCCAGAGAAUCCAGCCAAGAAACUGAGAACUGAAGCAGAGAAGGAUCCGGAAUACCAAAGCUGCACAGACUUCCCACGCCUGCCAUACGAUCCCCAGAGAGAGGAUGAUGAGGUACCCAUGGGGCUCAAGCAUGGUCCAGGCCCUCAGGACGACCACAUGUCCCCCUGGGACUCGGAGCAGGACCCAAGCCACAGCCUUCAUGGGGACGCCCCCAUGGACUUCAGCAGCUCAGAGCAGCUUGUGCCUGGUCAGGCCACCUACCUCCUCUACAGAUCACAAGAUUUCAGGCGCUUGCCAUCGCCUCCAAGUAUAGAUUCCAACGUGGACCGCCGCCAUUACGAGUCCUCCGUCGAUGUGGCCACUGUUCCUGACAGGGAGGUCACCGGACCCCGUAUUUCAACUAACGUGGGAGGCCCUCAGGGUCAGCCUCUGAACGGCUCAGUGUCCACCAGCCACAUGCCACUGGCCUCCAAGAACAAGCCUGGACUUGCCACUCCACCUCUGUAUGGCCACCACAUGGAGCAGCCGUGUGGACAGUGGAAUGCACCGAUCCCCACACAAUACCCCACUUCCAGCUACAACCAUCCACAUCGUCUGAUGGUGGAACAUGGCCACAGCCAUCACCAUGGUAAUGUCACAGAGUGGAGCCAGUACCCACUGUUUUCAUACUCCUGUUGGUGACACAAGAGAUGGAUAGGACAAUCGACCAAUCAAAUAUGGAGCCAGGAUUUAGCCCUCAAGACUCUUUAAGACCCCAUAUGGUUUAAUGGUGCUGCUGGUGGGAAGCUCUUGCUGCUUCUCUGAACCACUUCAGAAUGGAAAACUGCAUAUCAGUCCUCUUAACAAGAACACUUGAGUGAGAUUGUGAGUAGAUGGGUACCUAACAAUUUGCAUGCAGUGCAUGAAGUGUCAUAGUUAGACAAUGUGACUUGACUUCAGUUUUU
Molecule: messenger RNA, 2288 nt
Organism: Alosa sapidissima (American shad)
Lineage: Eukaryota; Metazoa; Chordata; Actinopteri; Clupeiformes; Clupeidae
Product: T-box-containing protein TBX6L-like
Exons: 9
Coding region: 652-2025 (457 amino acids)
Biological process (GO): regulation of transcription by RNA polymerase II; heart morphogenesis; pattern specification process
Cellular component (GO): nucleus
Molecular function (GO): DNA-binding transcription factor activity, RNA polymerase II-specific; RNA polymerase II cis-regulatory region sequence-specific DNA binding
Source: RefSeq, a predicted model, not a curated record